AUGGGACGUCUGGCGGCUCCAGGCCACGAGGAGGGUCCUCCGGGUGAUGGCCCAAGGGGCCAACGGAGUAAGAGCAAUCCCGGUGGGCAAAGCCAGAGUGGAGGAGGAGGACCACCGGCCCAGUUUGGAGCUGCAGGCGCUGCGCAGGAGACGGAGGAGGAGCCAGGACCGGAGGGAGGCGGACGCCACCCUGGCGCUGGCAAAGGCCAGAGGAAGGUUGGCCGCGGAGAUGGCCAAGGAAGCUGUCCGACGUUGGAAGGCGGAGGCAGCUUCGGGGCGAGCUGCAAUGCUCCGAAGAGCGGCGCGCCGGAGAUGCCAGCGGAGCAGGGCCACUCGGCGGGUCCGGUGGGCCAGGAAGGAGGCGCUGGACCCGAAGAUAAGGAGGAUGACCGAAAGUGGCAACCGGCGAGGCCACCCACCCCGCACCCGCAGGAGCCGAAGGAGAAGGAAGACCAGGAUGGGCCGGUGCUCAAAAGAGCGGAGUCGGCAGGAGACGGAGGAGCGGUGCCCGGGCACAACUGGCCGCCAGAGCUGCGGAAGAAAGUGGAGGAAGAGGCCAGGAGGAAGAGGAAGAAGACGGGACGGUGGAGCGUGGUCUGGCAGGUGGGGCAGGGGAGUUUUCGGGUGCGCGGAGGACAGAGCGGAAUAUGCGUCACCCGAAAACUAUAA
Molecule: messenger RNA, 669 nt
Organism: Drosophila ananassae
Lineage: Eukaryota; Metazoa; Arthropoda; Insecta; Diptera; Drosophilidae
Product: collagen alpha-1(I) chain-like
Exons: 2
Coding region: 1-669 (222 amino acids)
Source: RefSeq, a predicted model, not a curated record